Messenger RNA from Trematomus bernacchii (emerald rockcod), 1556 nucleotides. It is a transcript of the gene cetp, whose product is annotated as cholesteryl ester transfer protein, plasma. Bases 233 to 1420 code for a protein of 395 amino acids. The record is from RefSeq and is a predicted model, not a curated record. Gene Ontology annotation, biological process: triglyceride transport; low-density lipoprotein particle remodeling; triglyceride homeostasis. Gene Ontology annotation, molecular function: triglyceride binding; cholesterol binding; cholesterol transfer activity. The transcript is spliced from 15 exons. NCBI's taxonomy places the organism in Eukaryota, Metazoa, Chordata, Actinopteri, Perciformes, Nototheniidae. Gene Ontology annotation, cellular component: high-density lipoprotein particle.
UCGGGUUCUCUCAGAAAAAAACAAGGAGAUUCCAACAGGGCUGUCUGAAACUGUGAACAUCACAGUUAUCUGGGAGCUGGAGUCUUCGGGCCUCUGGUGGCAGUGGAUUAGAAAGCCUACUGCUCGGGAAAACACAAAGGAAACGUACACUUCCAAACAUAAAUUGAACUUCAACUGUUCGCAGGGUUAGACACCUCAAACCGCUCGGACAGAGGUGAAGCUCUCUUGCACAAUGUCUCUUGAUGUUGUCCCCUCGCUGCUGCUCUUUCUCUUUGUAUUUGGGGCGUCCCACGCCUGCCUGCAGGACCGCGCUGAAGCCUACAGGUUCACGGGAGCUGUGUGCCGCCUGACCUACCCUGCUGCUGUUGUUUUGAACGAGAAAACAACCAAAGUGAUUGAGGCAGCGUUCCAACAUGCCAGAUAUCCCAGUGUGAAGGGAGAGAAGUCCCUGUUCCUUAUAGGCACAGUCAUAUAUGGCCUGGAAAAUUUGGAGAUUCACAACCUGUCGAUUGGUCAGAGUGCAUUUCAACUGUAUCCAGGGGAAGGGAUCUCCAUGGAAAUAACAAAUGUGUCGGCAGUCUUUAAAGGGAGAAUCCAGUAUGGAUACGGCAGCUGGCUUGUCAGCGUUGAACAUUCAAUUGACUUUGAAGUCGAAUCUCAGAUUGAUCUCGGAAUCAACCCCAAACUCUACUGUGCAGAGGGGAAGGUGGCAGCAGACACAUCGGACUGUUUUCUUAAUUUUCACAAACUCAGUCUGCAUCUGCAGGGCGACAAAGAACCCAACUGGCUGAAGAAGCUCUUCACUGACUUCAUCAUCUUCACUGUCAAACUGGUAGUAAAGGGACAGAUUUGUAAGGAGAUCAACAAGGUGGCAAAUAUACUGGCAGACUUCAUACAAGAGAGAGCAGAGCAGUUCCUCAGUGAUGGAGACAUCAGUAUGGACAUUGGUGUAGCUGCUGCCCCUGUCAUCACUGCAAACUACAUAGAGUCCUACCACAAGGGGCUGUCCAUCUACAAAAACGUUUCUGCUGUCAUCAAUGAGUCUGUGUUCCACCCCAGUCAGCUGACUGAACACAAGAUGCUCUACUUCUGGAUCUCAGACCAGAUUCUGAACCCCAUGUUUACUGCUGCACACCAUGAUGCCCGAUUCCAGCUCAACAUCUCUGGAGCAGAGCUCAGUGAGCUUUUCAAGACCAAUCUCUCCAGUACCAUGCCUGAAUAUUUCAGAAAGUGUCUGCUGGAAUCAGGCUCUCCACAGCUCAGAGUGUGGAGUUCAUCUGUUCCCUACCUCCACACCUCCACCUUGGAUACGAAUGUCCGGGGGACGGCCUCCGCUCAGCUGCACUGUGGGGGGGGCGGGGGCUCCAACUCUCUUCUUCCAAGCGGAAGUGGAUAUGGACAUCACUGUUUCCUAUGCUGACAAGAAAGUGUUCCUGCAGAGUAACCGAUCGGAGAUCUACGUUCUACAGGCUGAGUUUUCCUCAGAAAACCAACCGCAUCUGGAUCAGGCACAACUGGAUUUUGUCAGAGAAGCUGUGGAGAAAAUAGGAAUUCCC